Sphaeroforma arctica JP610 is the source of this 309-nucleotide messenger RNA. RefSeq lists its product as hypothetical. The coding region runs from base 1 to 309 and encodes 102 amino acids. Lineage: Eukaryota; Ichthyosporea; Ichthyophonida. The record is from RefSeq and is a predicted model, not a curated record. The transcript has a single exon.
AUGGCUAAUGCAGAGCAGCAGUGGGUUGCAACGAUGGAGGUAAAGGUCCAACAGAUGGAGGCUGCAUUAACGCAGCUUCAGCUGCAAUGGACCGAGGAAAGAAAUAGACCUCGUGGGGUUAGAACCAAUCUCAAACUGAACAAGCCAGACGUGUAUGAUGGGAAGGCCGAUGUGUCUUGCGUUCGCAAAUGGCUAUAUCGAAUGGAACAAAUGUUUGCAGCGGAACAGGUUGCAGCCGGACGUGAUGUCGAAGAAGCGGUGAAGUUACAAUAUGCUAGUACGUUUCUUAGUGGCCGUGCAUUGGCGUGA